Aspergillus melleus is the source of this 1146-nucleotide messenger RNA. RefSeq names its product glycoside hydrolase family 88/105 protein. Lineage: Eukaryota; Fungi; Ascomycota; Eurotiomycetes; Eurotiales; Aspergillaceae. The coding region runs from base 1 to 1146 and encodes 381 amino acids. The transcript is spliced from 3 exons. The record is from RefSeq and is a predicted model, not a curated record. Gene Ontology annotation, biological process: carbohydrate metabolic process.
AUGCUCCUCUCCACUAUCCUCCUGGCCAGCCUGGGCCUAGCUGCUACUACCCACGCAGCCAACAACUACACAGAAUGGAUGGCCACAUCCUACCUCUCCAAAUCCGUGACCCAGUCGCGUAACUACGCCAACGGGGUCCUCUACCGCGGCAUUGAACUCGCCUACAAUAAAACCCAAGACGAGACCUUGCUCAACUACAUCACCUCGCAAAUUGACGCCGUCAUCUCCUCUGAAGGGGAGUUAGUUGAUUACAACCUCACCAAGAAAACCUCCCUCGAUGACCUCCGCAUCGGGACGAACUUGCUCAAUCUCUGGGCGAGGACCGGUAACGAGCGGUAUAAGAUCGCGGCUGAUACCCUGCGGAGGCAGAUUGAUGUUACGCCGAGAAAUGCCGGGGGUGGGUUGUGGCAUCGCAUGCCGACGUAUCCGAAUCAGAUGUGGUUGGAUGGGAUUUAUAUGUCGACGAACUUUUAUGCGCAGUGGACUGCGUGGUUUGAUUCGAAGAACAAGACGGCUUGGGAUGAUAUUCUGUUGCAGUUUGAUUUGAUCGAGGAACAUACGUUGAUUGAGGAGUCGGGGUUGUUGGCGCAUGGGUAUGAUCAUUCUAAACAGGCUGUUUGGGCUGACCCCGUCACCGGCUCCGCCCCCCACGUCUGGAACCGCGCCCUAGGAUGGUACUUCAUGUCCCUCGUGGACAUCCUCGACAUCUUCCCCCGGAGCCACAAGGGCUGGAAAAAGAACCUCCGCCGCUUCCAAUCCCUCGCUUCUGCGCUCAAGAAAACCCAAGACCCGUCUUCCGGCGGAUGGUGGCUUAUCAUGGACGAGCCGUACCCCGAGGACCCGAGGAAUUAUAUCGAGAGUAGUGGGAGCGCGAUGUUUACGUAUGGGUUCCUGAAGGGGAUUCGGAAGGGGUAUUUGAAGAAGAAGGAUUAUGGGAAGGCGGCGGAGAAGGGGUAUCAGGGGUUGGUUGAUGGGUUUGUGGAUGUGAAUAAGAAUGGGACGUUGAAUUGGGAGGGCACCGUGGAGGUGGGCAGUUUGAGUAGUAAUGGGUCUUUUGAGUAUUAUGUCUCUGUUCCUAUCCAGCAGAAUGAUAUCAAAGGGGCUGGGCCGUUUAUGUAUGCUAGUUAUGAGCUGGAGGGAUUCUAA